Galeopterus variegatus (Sunda flying lemur) is the source of this 1310-nucleotide messenger RNA. It is a transcript of the gene VRK2, whose product is annotated as vaccinia related kinase 2. NCBI's taxonomy places the organism in Eukaryota, Metazoa, Chordata, Mammalia, Dermoptera, Cynocephalidae. Gene Ontology annotation, biological process: signal transduction; peptidyl-serine phosphorylation. The transcript is spliced from 10 exons. Bases 194 to 1207 code for a protein of 337 amino acids. Gene Ontology annotation, molecular function: ATP binding; protein serine/threonine kinase activity. The record is from RefSeq and is a predicted model, not a curated record. Gene Ontology annotation, cellular component: cytoplasm; nucleus.
AGACGCAAGACAUGUAAUAAAAGUGGAAUAUCAGGAAAAUGGCCCAUUAUUUUCAGAACUUAAAUUUUAUCAGAGAGCUGCAAAAAAAGACUGUAUCAAAAAGUGGAUAGAACUCAAACAACUUGAUUAUUUAGGAAUUCCUCUCUUUUAUGGAUCUGGUCUGACUGAAUUCAAGGGAAGAAGUUACAGAUUUAUGAUAAUGGAAAGACUAGGAAUAGAUUUACAGAAGAUCUCAGAUCAGAAUGGUAUUUUUAAAAAGUCAACUGUCCUGCAGCUGGGUAUCCGAAUGUUGGAUGUACUAGAAUAUAUACAUGAAAAUGAAUAUGUUCAUGGUGAUAUAAAAGCAGCAAAUCUACUUUUGGGUUACAAAAACCCAAAUCGGGUUUAUCUUGUAGAUUAUGGACUUUCCUACAGAUAUUGUCCCAAUGGGAACCACAAACAGUAUCAGGAAAAUCCUAGAAAAGGCCAUAAUGGGACAAUAGAGUUUACUAGCUUGGAUGCCCACAAGGGAGUAGCCCUGUCCAGACGAAGUGACGUUGAAAUCCUUGGCUACUGCAUGCUGCGGUGGUUUUGUGGGAAACUUCCCUGGGAACAGAACCUGAAGGACCCUGUGGCUGUCCAGACUGCUAAAACAAACCUGUUGGAUGAGCUCCCUGAGUCAGUGCUUAAAUGGGCUCCUUCUGGAAACAGUUGCUGUGAAAUAGCCCAAUUUUUGGAACAUGUUCAUAGUUUAGCCUAUGAUGAAAAGCCAAACUAUAAAAUGCUCAAGAAAAUUCUGAACCCAAGUGGAAUACCCUUAGGACCACUGGAAUUUUCUAGUAAAGGACAGAGUGUAAACGUGUGUACUGCAAUCAGUCAAAAAGAAAGCACAACGAAAAGACAAAAGUAUCCGGAGUCUCAAGAAUUUCUUAAUGAAGUAAAGAGUUUCCCACAAAAAUACAGCUAUACGCAAUUCCCAAAUUCAUUUUAUGAACCCCAUCAAGAUUUUACCACUCCAGAUGAACUCAAUAAGUCAACAUCUCUAUCUUUGUAUACAUAUAGUUCCACAACUGGUAUGGGGGUCACAGACUUAGAAAGUCGUUCGGGAUGGUGGCCUGCAAUUUCCCAGUUUACUCUUAGUGAAGAGACAAAGGCAGAUAUGUAUUAUUAUGGCCCCAUCAUAUUUUUCCUUUCGAUGUUAAUAGUUCUUGCUUUAUAUUUUCUCUGAAGACGUCAAAUAAAAUCCUUUUGAUAAUUUUCAAAAAAUUGUUACAUUCUUAUUUCAGGGUUUCCUCCCAGACAUUUUCAAGGUAAUUGGCUUUAAAAAAAAA